CAGUUUGAAAUUGGAUUGUCACCAAAAUCAUCAAAACAAAAGCAUGUGAUUCAUAAGGUAUAUAAUAAAGUUAAUUAAAUUUUACAGAAUACCACUUCAAAUAAAUUUAUAAUUCGUUAUUUGAAAUACUUUUAUUUCGUUUCCGUUCAUGUUUAUUGCUGUACUUUAUAAAAGAACAUUUACUUUGUGAGGUUAUUUCGGGGAAUACUAAGUAAUUAUUGUGAAAAUCAAUUGUGAACAAAAAUGCGGGGCCAUCAAGAAGACACGCCACCGUCAUCUGUUAAUGGUGAUGAAAUUAUGGGAAUGGAUGGAGAAAAUGAAGAUGAACUUAUUUACUUAGGAGAAUUGGAUGAGAUUCAAUUUGAUGACGAAGAAAUGGUGGACGAUCAAGAAGAGGAAUACGAUGAUGUAGGUAUGGAAAGGCCCGAAGACCACGCGGCAAUGGUUUUCGAUAAACAUACAGGCUCAGUUUUUUGUUGUGAUCUUCAUACAAGUGGAAAAAUUGCUGUGACUGGAGGCGAAGAUGAUAAAGCCUAUGUAUGGUCUGUCGAGACUGGUCAAAUAAUCAUGGAUUGUACGGGCCAUAAAGAUUCAGUUAUUUUCGUGGGAUUUAGUUUUGAUGGUGCUUACUUAGCUACUGUUGAUAUGUGCGGCUUAAUUAAGGUUUGGAAGUGUAAUUUAGAAGAAAACCAACAGCAGCCAUGGUCUGUAGCUUUUGAAUAUGAAGCUGAUGAUCUCAGUUGGGGCCUAUGGCAUUUUGGUUCAAGGGUCCUCAUAUGUGGUGCAGUAGCUGGUGAUAUAUAUGUCUUUAAAAUACCAUCAGGAGAUACUAAAGUUUUACAAGGACACAACAUUCGAACAGAAUGUGGAAAGAUAUUUCCUGAUGGUGUCAGACUUGCUGCUGGCUAUGAAGACGGAGUUGUUAAGAUCUGGGAUCUUAAAACAAAUGCUGUCCUUCACCAACUUCCUUCUGGUAUGCAUGAGAGCCGAGUCACAGGAGUCGAUCUUCAUCCUGAGAAUAAUCUUUUGGCAUCCAUUUCUACUGAUGGGAAGGUGUGUCUAACUACAUCCAAUAAUGGCAAAGUGGUCGCACAACUUCAAGCCGACAAUGAUUUAGAAGCUGUUGUGUUUUGUCAGGAUGUCCAGCUCGGAUAUUUUGCUCUUGGCACAUUAAACGGUUCUGUAACAAUAUGGGAUACCGCUAGACAAAUGAUUCGUCAUUCCUGUGCUAAAUCUGAAGAAGACGUGUCGGCCGGAGUUACGAAAAUGAUAUGGGUAAAUGACAACCUUCUCACUGGUUGCCUCGACGGCUCCGUAAGAUUGUAUGAAGGAAGAUCUGGUGCAAGAAGUGCUAUGUUAACUGGCCAUUGGUCUGAAGUACUAGAUUUAGUAUAUAAUGCCAAGGAAAAUAUUAUAUUAACCACAUCCGAUGAUGGCACCGCAAGGAUAUUUAAAUAUCCAGUCAAGAGCGACAACGACUAAUUUUACAAUGGUAUAUGUAUAUUUUUUUUAUUUAUAGUCAAUAAAUAUUUAUA
Zerene cesonia (dogface butterfly) is the source of this 1535-nucleotide messenger RNA. Its product is annotated as angio-associated migratory cell protein. The transcript has 4 exons. NCBI's taxonomy places the organism in Eukaryota, Metazoa, Arthropoda, Insecta, Lepidoptera, Pieridae. Gene Ontology annotation, molecular function: protein binding. The record is from RefSeq and is a predicted model, not a curated record. Bases 244 to 1482 code for a protein of 412 amino acids.